Molecule: messenger RNA, 1883 nt
Organism: Hordeum vulgare subsp. vulgare (domesticated barley)
Lineage: Eukaryota; Viridiplantae; Streptophyta; Magnoliopsida; Poales; Poaceae
Product: pathogenesis-related thaumatin-like protein 3.5
Exons: 3
Coding region: 310-1392 (360 amino acids)
Biological process (GO): defense response
Cellular component (GO): extracellular region
Source: RefSeq, a predicted model, not a curated record
GAGAGAAGAGAAUGUUUGACCAGGAAUCAAGGCAUAUUUCUCCUUUGGGUCUAUCUAACUGCAUGCCUAUUUCUUCUUCCCUAGGCCACCCCCACCAUGCUAAACCAACCUCACCAAGAAAAGCAAAGCUUUCUCUGAGACAUGGUUGAUGCCUUGAUGGCAGCACUUCCCCUCACUCUCGUCCUCUUCUUUAAAUCUUGUAAGCAUCCUCGCAAUGUCUUCUUUCUUUCCUCCGAUCGAGACCCCAUUUUCUCUUCUCCCGUCGACGACGACGUCGGCUGCCGGGGUUUUCCAUAGCCAACUCACGCCAUGGGAGAGCGGAGGCAUCACUGCUGCAAGCUAUGGCUCCUCGUGCUGGCACUGGCGCCGUGGCUCCACGCUUCGACGGGCGCGACGACGACGUUCACCAUAGCCAACUACUGCGCCUACACGAUAUGGCCGGGCACGCUGGCCGGCUCCGGCACCCCGCAGCUGUCCACGACGGGGUUCGAGCUCGGGCCGGGCCAGACGGUGCGGCUCGCGGCGCCGGCGGGGUGGUCCGGGCGGAUGUGGGCGCGGACCGGGUGCGUGUUCGACGCGGCCGGCGCCGGGGUGUGCCAGACCGGCGACUGCGGCGGGCGCAUGGAGUGCCGCGGCGCCGGCGCCACGCCCCCGGCCACGCUCUUCGAGGUCACGCUGGGGAAGGGCGGCGGCGAGGACUUCUACGACGUGAGCCUCGUCGACGGGUACAACCUCCCCGUCGUCGCCAUCCCGCGCGCGCUGCGCGGGCCCGGCGCGUGCAACGCCACCGGCUGCAUGGCCGACCUCAACCGCUCGUGCCCGACGGAGCUGCAGGUGAACUGCGGCGACGGCGGCGGCGCGAUCGCGUGCCGGAGCGCGUGCGAGGCGUUCGGGCAGGACAGGUACUGCUGCAGCGGCGCCUACGGCACGCCGGCGGCGUGCCGGCCGACGUCCUACUCGUCCAUCUUCAAGAUGGCGUGCCCGCGCGCCUACAGCUACGCCUACGACGACAGCACCAGCACCUUCACCUGCAGCGCCGACGACUACACCGUCGCCUUCUGCCUCCCGGCCUCCGGGAUAAAGGAGUCGGACGCCGUGUUCCUCGGCGCGCAGAUCGCCGGCGGCCGCGGCACCGGUGCUGCCGAAGGCAACGAUAUGGCGCCGCCGGCGUACGGCAGCGGUGGCGCGGGCGCUUAUGCGCCGCCGGCGUACGACAGCUACAACGGUGGUGGAGCAGGAGGCGCCUACCUGCCGCCGGUUUACAACUAUGGACGCGGCGGCGAUCGCAUACCGCCGGCGAUGAGGAGCUCGUCCGCUUGCAUCACGACGGCGACGACGACGUACAUCAGGCCGUGGCUUCCGCUGCUUCUGCUGAUCCUCUACUUUGCCUGACCGUGUGUCUGUUGCCCGCUGCGCACGUCGACGAGCUCGUGACAGCUUAAGCUGGCUGUGGGUUUAACGCAGCCUGGCAGCAAAGAAGAGACGGACGUACGGGUCGAUCGAGAAGGGCUCUUCAUUCAUUCAUGCGUUGGAUGUUUGCACGAUCCAGUGUGACUCUUCGUUGCUAUUAUUAGAUGUUUGCAGAAUUCCAACUUACCAUUCCAUGUUAGUUUAUUCAUUACGUAGUUAGAGUAAUUAUUAUUACUACUACUGGAGUAGAUGGUGGGCAACUGACUGUAAAGACCGGAUCCGUUUUACUCUCAUUGUUUCAGUUAGGAUUUAAUUAAUUAGUUUAAUUAGGGAAAUCUCUGUUUAUGGAACCGACAACGGUUUUCCUCCCGAGAAGUCACGUCCCUAAUCUAACGGACGCGUCCCUCUAUUCCCUUCUCCUGUAACAGUCGCGUCUGUGCGACGUGUCCUUUUCAGGGGUAUAUAUUUGUACA